AUGUCUUCCUCCGAUCCUGGAGCGAAUUCUGAGAUUUCAACUCCCUGGGCGUCCAGAGGCGCGGCGGGAACGCUUUUCCACAGCGGCCACAACAGCAACAGCUGCAUCAGCGAUGGCAGAAACGACAGCACCUACAGCACCCGCAAGGCGCCCACAAAGCUUCGAGGCGCUUCCUGCUUGCUAGGAGGCGUCUUGCUGCACAUCGCGCUAGGCACCGUUUACACGUUUGGCGUGUCGUCUGUCUAUUUGAUAUCGUUCCUCAAGAAUCGUACCGAUCCCACCCUCCGCAUCUCCGCCUCAGCCACCCUCAUGGCUGCAGAAUUCAGUGCCAUGGCCAUCGGAAUGCCUCUAGGAGGUGCUUUGGAGCGCAAAGUCAGCCUGCUUGGAGGCUUCGUGUUUGUCAGCGGCGUAUACGCCUCCAAAUUCACAAUCGCAUACGGCUUCCUUCCCUUUCUGCUUUCCUACGGAGUGCUCUAUGGCUUCGGCUUAGGCGUCGCCUACACGAAUCCCCUAGUGGCUGCUCUUCGAUGGUUCCCCGAUCAGCAGGGCCUUGUCAGCGGCCUUAUCACUGCAGGCUUUGGAUUAGGUUCCGUCCUAUUUGCGCCUCUUCAGCAGCAGCUGCUUAAUCCUACAGGCAUCCCUCCCGCGUGGAUGCCAUACCAAGAGGCCCCCCAAGAGCUGUAUUACGAUGACGAGUUGAUUCUGAAAAGAGUUCCCUCCCUCUUCCCGCGGAUCGCCUUCGUCUACGCUGCUCUGGUCGCAGCUGCAGCGUCGCUCAUCUGCAAUCCUCCAGACACCCACGAGAAGGAGGAGAAGAAACAGCAGCAUCAACAACAACACCCACGACGACACACGCUGGCAAUACUGCAGCCGGAGAGCGAGCAGCAGCUCCCUCUUGCCGCUGUGCUGAAGUCGCAGCCAUUUCGCCUGCUCUGGACGCUUUUCUUGCUGCAAGGCUUCAGCAUCCUGUUUGUCGCGAGCUUCUGGAAAGCGCUAGCUGCCACUAGUGGAGCCCCCGCUGCAGCUAGCCAGCAGCUCACUGAAACGCAGCUAGCUGUGGUUGGAGCCACGGCGAGCGCCUUCAACGCCAUGGGGCGGAUUCUGUGGGGCAAAUACGCCGAUGUCAAGACACCCCAAGAAGCCCUUUGCCUCCUCGCAGGGAUUUGGAGUGGGGCCUUGCUGCUGCUCUCGCGGGCAGCAGAUGUGCAUCCGCUGUUGUACGUUGUGGCAGUCUGCCUGAAUUUCUUCUGCUUGGGGGGAAACUUUGCUCUUUUUCCCGCCGCGACAGCCACACUCUUUGGCCAGCAAGCAGUUGGCCGGGUGUAUGGCUUUGUAUUUAUGGCGCAGUUGGGGUCGUCACUGAUGGGAGCCAUUGUGCUGCCCGCCCUAAUACAACACCUCGGCACGCCCGCGGCCUGCCGCGUCGUUUCUGUUUGCUGCUUCACUGUCACUGCCGUUCUGCUCGCCACUAUGCGCACACGUGCGUGGGAGCCCUUUAAACCCCAAUAA
Molecule: messenger RNA, 1509 nt
Organism: Cyclospora cayetanensis
Lineage: Eukaryota; Apicomplexa; Conoidasida; Eucoccidiorida; Eimeriidae
Product: oxalate:formate antiporter
Exons: 6
Coding region: 1-1509 (502 amino acids)
Biological process (GO): transmembrane transport
Molecular function (GO): transmembrane transporter activity
Source: RefSeq, a predicted model, not a curated record